Messenger RNA from Temnothorax curvispinosus, 3628 nucleotides. Its product is annotated as LARGE xylosyl- and glucuronyltransferase 2-like. Bases 916 to 3048 code for a protein of 710 amino acids. Gene Ontology annotation, biological process: protein O-linked glycosylation via mannose. The transcript has 10 exons. Gene Ontology annotation, molecular function: glucuronosyltransferase activity; xylosyltransferase activity. Lineage: Eukaryota; Metazoa; Arthropoda; Insecta; Hymenoptera; Formicidae. The record is from RefSeq and is a predicted model, not a curated record.
AAUUUAAAAUUUAUGAGUUAAACGAGAGAGAACAUAUGUAAUUUGUAAAUGAUAAAUUUAUUUGUAUUUAAUAUUUCCGCGAAGCGGAAAUAGGUUUCCAUAUAUUUUUAAAGCAGCAAAUCGGUUCAGGAGAACAAAUAGGCAUUAAAAAAGGAAACGUUAUUAAAACCGGCGACUCUCGAAAGUUUUAUAUUCAAAUAGAAAGUUAAUAUAUCUGCAGGCUCCGUUUAUUUAUCGGCGCGGCUUGAUAUUAAUGUCCGCCUGUUAACGUGCGCCGAAUGUUGAUGCAUGAAUUCGCGGCAUAAUUAUCCCGAAUUUCUGCGCAAGGAAUACAACAUUUUCAUUUAUGGCGCUAAUUUGCAUGCAUUAUGAUUGUGUCGCGCUCGCAGUUGUUAUCUGUAUAACACGAGGAAAUUGGAUAUAUAACGCAUUCAUAAACCCGCAUGUUAAACAUGAUCUAUUGACUUUCAUCACGCAUCAGUAGGUAUCGAGCGAGCCGAAUGAACGAGGAAAGAGAGAGAAGAGUAGAGUGUACGUCUAUUUUAAUAAUGCCCCGCGCCCCACCAAGAUAUUAUUAAGCGCUAAUUAAAUUUACCGUAAUGACAGCGUGUUUUUUUUUGCAAAUUCGGCUGCCUCGCUCCGAGCAUGUUUGAAGUCUACAAUAGAUGAAACUGGAGACUCGCGAGCCUUUCUUAUAUCAAGGCAUCAAAGAUAAUGUUUCUCGGUAAAUUGCAAGGCAUGGAGUUAGGCGCACCGAGAGUUAUCCCUUUUCACUUUUAAAGCAUGGAAAUGGCCCCGCACGUACGUAGUGUCUCGAAUUAAUUCCUCCUCUCUUCCAUAGAUUCCAACAUCCGUCUAGUCUAAUUUCUUCGCGACAUCAUAUCGCGAAUUGGGAAACAUGCGCGGCAUAUUACAAUGGCUCGAUCAUGGCUAGGAUGUCUGUUCGGCGUCUUAGUACCGUCCGUGGUCUUUUAUUUGUACCUGCUGUUGAACGUCCCCUCCGCGGAGAUAGGCAAAUCGAGCGUCGGAGGGAAGUGGCGAUCGUUAUCGAUGGGGGCGGAGAGGUCGGAUUUGCGGGCGGAAGAUCGGUCGCAGUUAAAAAACAAUUUCGAGGUAAAAGCGCUCGUAAACCUUAUUCUUUCAUCAGCGCCCGGCCACGUACAACAACGCGGCGAAAUGAUGUUCUACAUUUUCAAGGUGAAAUGCGACACGGUACACGUAGCCAUGGUGUGCGCCGGAUACAAUUCAACCUUCGCCCUCGUAACCGUAGUGAAGUCCAUUCUGUUUUAUCGCACGAAUCCGUUGCAUUUUCAUUUGCUCGUCGACGAAAUUGCAAGGAAAACCCUUUCGACCCUGUUCCGAACGUGGGAUUUGCCACAUGUAAACGUAACGUUCUACGAGGCUGAGAUUUGGGUGCCGAGGGUCUCGUGGAUACCGAACAAGCACUAUUCGGGGGUGUAUGGUCUCUUGAAGUUAAUCCUGCCGGACGCGAUGCGCGAGGACAAAGUGCUCGUGCUGGACACGGACGUGACCGUCCUGACCGAUAUGUACCCGUUGUGGCGGAUGUUCGAGGGAUUCUCGGCCUGGCAGACCCUGGGCCUGGUCGAGAACCAGAGCAACUGGUACGUGAAGGCGUUAUCGUACGGCCAGCGGCCGUGGCCGGCUCUGGGCCGCGGAUUCAACACCGGCGUGAUGCUGAUGCACCUGCGACGUUUACGGGACGAAGGGUUCGCGAGGUCCUGGGAGAGCGUGACGAGACGGGUGUUGGGAUACAUACCGGAGACCAGCUUGGCCGAUCAGGACGUGAUAAACGCGGUGAUCAACGAGCGGCCGAGUAUCGUGUACAAGAUAGAGUGUACCUGGAAUAUACAGCUGAGCGAUCACACGAUAAGUGACACGUGCUAUCGCGACACGAAUCGCAUAAACAUUCUCCAUUGGAAUUCUCCGCGAAAGCAAGACGUUCACAAUAAGCACGUUAACGAGUUUCGAAAACUGCACCGGGUCUUCCUCGAGAUGGACGGCAAUCUAUUGCGAAAGCGCUUAUUCGGCUGCGACAAGCACGACAGCGCGCUUUCAUACAACGAGUCGAGCCCGUGUCGAGAAUUCGAAAAAGGCGCUGCCAUUUUGUACCGUACGCAUCCUUUCCUUCUCGAGUACGAAUACAACGUGUACUCGCCGACGGAUGUUGCUUUAGUCACUCAAUGCAGCGUCGAAAGGAUACCGCUAUUGGAAGCGCUAUCGAAACACUGGCCGGGGACUAUAAGCGUCGUGCUUUACUUAACCGAUGCGGAGGUCCAGAAUUUCCUGGACUUCGUACGAGGCUCCGCGGAUUUGCGUACGAGAAGGAACAUCGCUUAUCACGUCGUGUACAAAGACGGGGAUCUUUACCCUAUCAAUUAUUUAAGAAACACUGCGAUAUCAUACGUACCAACUCCAUUCGUCUUCCAACUUGACGUCGACUUUUUGCCGCAAUUUGGUCUGUAUGAAAAUAUCAUGAACUACAUCAAUCGAUUAAAUAUCAACGAAAGGGACAAAGUAGCUCUGAUCGUGCCAGCAUUCGAAACCGAACGCUAUAGGUUCACGUUCCCCGCCAACAAGGAGGAACUACUGAAAUUUCUUAAACGCGGUAUUUUGUACACGUUUCGCUAUCACGUUUGGACACAAGGACACGCUGCCACGAAUUACAGCUUUUGGCGAAAUAGCACGGAGCCUUACCAAGUUUCAUGGGAGCCGGAUUUCGAACCUUACAUAGUAGUUUCGAAAUCCGCUCCGCAAUACGACACCAGAUUUGUCGGAUUUGGUUGGAAUAAAGUUUCCUACGUGACCCAUUUAACGGCACUAGAUUAUAAAUACAUCGUUUUACCGGAUACCUUUAUUAUUCAUCGACCUCAUGCUCCUAGUUUAGACAUCGGCAAAUUUAGAACAGAUUCUGUUUACAGAAGAUGUCUUAAAAAAUUGAAGGAUGAAUUUGUCGAAGAGCUGGUGGCGAAAUACGGUGAGACUGCACUGUCGAAACUAAAGAAAGAGACCAAAGAAGAGAAAACUUAAGAAAUUAUAUAAUUUUAACAUUUUAAGAUAAGAACUCAUUAUAUACAUAUUUGUACUGAUUACCUGUGUAGUAUGAGAAUAAUUAUGAAAAAUCUGUAUUGCAGCUAUUUUCUUAACAAAAAUAUACAUCCUUUUAAAUAAAACAUGCGUUAUUUAUUUAUCAAUUCCAAAUAACAACAAUAAAGAUAUCUGAAAAACAGGUGGUAAAAAUGGAUCAGAUUUGGGGUCGGGAAAUAUUUAUUAAAAUUUAACCCAUAUAUUUAGUGGAGUGUACAGAGUGGUGCUUUCAGUACAUUAUUGUAAUAUUACAAUCACACUAAAUAUUUCAUUUAUAAAAUAUGUAUAAUAUUUACAGCGCCAGUAUGUUAAUACAUUGUACAUAUGAAUCAUAAUCGCGGCCGAAAAUUUAUAUUUAAACCACUGAAAAUUGAGACAUUCAUUACAAGGCAAGGUAUCUUUUUCAUAAAUAAUUACAGUAAUGACGACAAUAAUGGCGGUAUUAGUAACUGUAUAGCGUAAAUAUAAUCAUCAUAGCAAUACCUUAAAAAAUAAAAUAAUAUUAAUAAAAUAAAAAUAAUAU